Messenger RNA from Hevea brasiliensis (rubber tree), 1173 nucleotides. Its product is annotated as serpin-ZX-like. The coding region runs from base 1 to 1173 and encodes 390 amino acids. Gene Ontology annotation, molecular function: serine-type endopeptidase inhibitor activity. The transcript is spliced from 2 exons. Lineage: Eukaryota; Viridiplantae; Streptophyta; Magnoliopsida; Malpighiales; Euphorbiaceae. The record is from RefSeq and is a predicted model, not a curated record.
AUGGAUCAAAUGGACGAACGUGGUUUGAGCCAUAAUAACGUUGCUCUAGGCCUCUCAAAGAGCCUGCUCUUAUCCCAAACUGAAACCUCCAAUGUGGUCUUUUCGCCGAUGUUGAUCGAGUUGUUGCUUAACUUGAUCGCUGCCGGUUCCAAGGGAACAACCUUGGAACAGCUGCUUUUGCUUCUUAAAUCCGAAACAACCAAAGAGCUCUGCACCUUUUCCAAUAAGCUUAUCUCCACUGUUUUUGCCGAUGCGAGUGCCGAAGGUGGACCUCGUUUGUUAUUUGCUAAUGGCGUUUGGAUUGACAAGUCUCUUAAUCUCAAGUCCUCUUUCAAAGAGAUUGUUGAUAAUGUCUUCAAGGCUACUUCUACUCAAGUCGAUUUCCAAACCCAGGCUGAUGCAGUGACCAGUGAAGUGAACGCUUGGGCUGAAAAGGAAAUGAAUGGCAUUAUCAAAGAAAUUCUUGCUUCUGGGUCUGUUGACAAUACAACCAGGCUCAUCUUGACAAAUGCACUGUACUUCAAAGGAGAUUGGAAAGAAAAAUUUGAUGCAUCGGCUACAAGAGACUAUGAUUUCCACCUUUUGAAUGGGAGCACAGUUUCUGUGCCUUUUAUGACAAGCUUUAAGAAGCAUUUUAUCCAUGCUUUUGAGGGUUUUAAAGUCCUAGGGCUUCCUCAUAAACAAGGCGAAGACAAACGCCAAUUCUCCAUGUACAUAUUCCUUCCAAAUGAAAAACAAGGGCUCCCGGCUUUGGUAGAUAAGGCAACUUCUGAACAUGGGUUCUUUGAUCGCCAUCUUCCUCAGCAAAAGGUGGAAGUGGGUGACUUGAAGAUCCCAAAGUUCAAGAUUUCUUUUGGGUUUGAAGCUUCGGAAGCUCUGAAGCGACAAGGUUUUGUGCUGCCUUUCUCUAGUCAAGCAGAUUUGUCAGAGAUGGUGGACUCCUCUGUGGGGGGCAACUUACUUGUCUCAAGCAUAUUCCAUAAAUCCAUGUUGGAAGUAAAUGAAGAAGGGUCAGAAGCUGCAGCUGCUUCUGCUGCUGAUAUGACAAUGAAGAGAGGUGAUACAACAAUGAUGGACUUUGCAGCUGAUCAUCCAUUCUUAUUUCUAGUCAGGGAAGACAAGAGUGGAGUGAUCCUUUUCAUUGGACAAAUGCUCUAUCCCCUUCCAUUUUGA